AUCAGACGCAGUCCUGCGUGCCGGAGUCUUGCAGCCGUCUCCAGCCCUCACACGGGAGCUCUGCCCUGCUCUGCUCCAGCUCCACCUCCGCCCUUGCUCCCUGCUGCUGACCCAGGCUCAGAAGAUGGAUGGUGCAGGGCUGAGCUGGCUGGAGAAUCGCUCCCUGCCCCUGUAUCCUGAGCUCAGACCUGACCCACUCGACAGGGAAGUCUCCUGCCUGCAGCUGGCAGCCAUGAGGAACGUGAACAUCAUCCUGCAGCACUACAACUUCACCGGCAAGCUGACCAACCGGCGGGCCGGGGCCGAAGGGAUGGGUCUCAUCCGCACCACCUUCGCCGUCAUCAGCUGCAUCAUCAUCCUGGAGAACCUGCUGGUGCUGCUGGCCGUGCUGCGCUGCCUGCGCGCCCGCCGCUGGGUCUACUCCUGCAUCGCCAGCAUCACCCUCAGCGACCUGCUGGCAGGGGUCGCCUACCUGUGCAACCUCUGCCUGUCGGGCGGCAAAACCUUCCAGCUGUCGGCCCAGCUGUGGUUCCUGCGGGAAGGGAUCCUCUUCGUGGCGCUGGCUGCCUCCACCUUCAGCCUGCUGGUGACGGCCGUCGAGCGGUACAGCGCCAUGGUCCGGCCGAUCGCCGAGAACGAGGCCAGCAAGACCCUGCGGCUGCGCAGCCUCAUCGUGGGCUGCUGGCUGCUGGCGCUGGUGCUCGGCUUGCUGCCGCUGCUGGGCUGGAACUGCCUCUGCGACCUCCGCGCCUGCUCCGUCCUCCUGCCGCUCUACUCCAAGAACUACAUCCUCUUCUCCGUGGUCAUGUUCAGCAUCAUCCUGCUGGGCAUCGUCGGCCUCUACAUCUCCAUCUUCCAGCUGGUCCAGGUCAGCUCGAAGCAGAGCAGCUCCCGGCACGGCCGCAAACGUUCGCUGCGCUUGCUCAAGACUGUGCUGAUCAUCCUGGGAGCCUUCAUCGUCUGCUGGAGCCCUCUCUUCGUCCUCCUGCUCUUCGAUGUCUUCUGUGAGAGCCAGACCUGCGCACGGCUUCACAGCCUGGACUGGACCUUGGCUCUGGCCAUGCUGAACUCGGGCAUCAACCCUGUCAUUUACGCGCUGCGCAGCGCGGAGGUGCGGCGCGCCGUGGGCAGCCUGCUCUGCUGCUGCUGCGCCAGGCUCGGGCUCUGCCAGCCUGCCAGCUGCGUGCUCAUGGCAGACAUCAACUCUGGCUCGUCCACAGAGAGCUCCCUGCGCUACCGGGAGAGCUUCCGUGGCUCCGCGGUCCGGAACGUCCAGCCCAGAGCGCCUCUGUCCAGCAACUCCAGCAUGAUGAGCAACCUGCCCAGCCUCUGAGCCGAGCCAGAGGGUAGCGAGCAGCUCACCCACACCUCAGGCUGCUGGUCCUGGGCGGGCACAGCUGUCGCCUGCCGGCAGCUGAGGCUGAGCCGGGGCAGCCCCAGCACACCUGGUAACCGUGGCCAAGCUUUUCAGCCCCUUCAGCCUGGCUGCAGCACAGGGACAGGUGGAGUGAAGGCCACAGGCACAUGUUGGCACUGGUGGUUAUUAGGUGGACUCUGCUCCGUGUGUGCAUGUAAAUAGAUGCUGUACCUGCCCAAAUGAGAGGGUUUUGCCCCAAGGCACACUGACAUACAGGGUGGGUAUUGCCAACCAGACUGUUCCCCAACAGUGCCUUCUGUGUAAGGACCCCAGGAGCCUGAGCAGCCACAGAGACUGCUUCUGCUGCCCCACAGCUGAGCACUGCUGCCUUGGUCACUCUGAAUGCCCUGCAGCAACUGCCUGCCUGCUGCCCCUGGCCCUGCCAGUUUGCUGACUGGCACCUCUGAAGCAGCAGGAGAGGCCCCAGGCUGCUGCAGCUUCACAGAGAGAAAGCUUAGGAGGCUGCCAGACUGUGCAUGGGCACAGCCCAGCUGGCAGCAAAGUGGUGCGUGGAGCUUGGGGAACUGCUCCAAGGGCAAGGCUGGCUGGGGCCAACAGAGGCUUCUGCAGGGCUUGGAGACCUUCACAGCAGGGCUGGGGGCUGUGGUAGGAGCCAAGUGGCUCUAGAAGGUCGUGAGGAGCCAACAGGGCAUGCAGAAUGCCUGCAGCACAGGGAAGGGGAGAGAAGGGGCACAGUGACACCCACGUGUGAGGCUUGCAGGUUGCAGGAGCUCACUGGGGCCAGGCUUCCCCCUUGGUGCUCAGAGGUCUGUUCUGUGCCGCAGAAACCAGCUGGCUCCAGACCAGUCUCGUUCCACACUCGGUCUGGUAGAGCCCCGGUGGUGCCCAGCUGGCACUGCCAGCUUGCACCUCAGAUUCCUGCUCUUCCAUUCCCUAACCAAGAGAAAGAAUCAGAGCAGCACCCAAACGCCUCCUCUCACCGUGCAAGGAGACCAAAGCCACCCAAGCAAGGGAGAAGGAGAAGCUCCUGAGGGCUCGAAGCCUGCUGGCCCAGCCCCUCAGCAGGAGGGGCCGAGCUUGCAGCCCAUUUGUUCUGCAAUAAAUCCAGAGCUGAGCAAGCCCCUGGCUGAUUUGCUGCGGUCUGAUGUGAGAGAGAAGGGUCUGAUGGGGGCAGGGGGAGGCGCUUUGAUGGCUACAGAAUUGGUUGAUCAUUCAGAGCCCAUGUUGAGAUGCAGAGCAGAGAUAAGUAGCAUCCC
Pogoniulus pusillus (Red-fronted tinkerbird) is the source of this 2634-nucleotide messenger RNA. It is a transcript of the gene S1PR4, whose product is annotated as sphingosine-1-phosphate receptor 4. The transcript has a single exon. NCBI's taxonomy places the organism in Eukaryota, Metazoa, Chordata, Aves, Piciformes, Lybiidae. Gene Ontology annotation, cellular component: plasma membrane; cytoplasm. Bases 125 to 1333 code for a protein of 402 amino acids. Gene Ontology annotation, biological process: regulation of metabolic process; adenylate cyclase-activating G protein-coupled receptor signaling pathway. The record is from RefSeq and is a predicted model, not a curated record. Gene Ontology annotation, molecular function: sphingosine-1-phosphate receptor activity.